Symbiodinium pilosum is the source of this 2523-nucleotide messenger RNA. The record is from the annotation of a GenBank genome assembly. Lineage: Eukaryota; Dinophyceae; Suessiales; Symbiodiniaceae.
AUGGUGCAUAGGCAUCACUUUGCAAGGUAUGAGAUCCAAAGUGACUUGAGAGUGCAAAGGUUUCAAAAGCACCAAGACUCCCCAGCGCAUCAGAUAGCAAGUGCUGCUUUCUCCAAAGGCAUGGCUGCAGAGACCAGUCCAGGUGAGGUGGACGAGAGCAUGGCUGCUCCCAGUUAUGAAGAGUGGAAAGCUGUGUUGCACGAGCCAGGGCUAGGCGUCGUAAGCUCAGUCGGUGGCCUGGGAAAGUGUCGUAUGAUGCGUUGGUGCUUAGCCGCCGCACAUCGCCGGGCCUUGAAGGAGAAGAUUCAAGACGCAGUAACCAUCAGCAUCCAACAAGACAUGCGGGGGAAUCGGUCGGAUGGCUUGCGAGAAGCAACCAUGUCAUGCAUCAAAGAGUUCUGCAGCAAAGAUAUUCCGCCCAAUUAUGGAGGCUUGCGGGUCGCCCAGAAAGUAAAAGGCCCAGCAGAGGUGGAUGAAGACUUGCAUCUCCGGCUUUGCCAGCGCAUCGAAGCUUUUGCGGCAGACAGCGCUGCUGACGAGCAGCUGGCAGCGAGAGAGCUGCAGGGUGGUCCUCUGGCAGGUCCUAGUAUCCCGCCAAUUCUGGAUUCGUUAUCCCAGCUGCUAUCUCGGCCGUGGGCAGCAGAGUCCUUUCUCAAAGCCUGUGUGGUAGAGUUCCUGGAGAAGCCCAACAGCAUCGCCAAGUUGAUCACCUACAGGCCAGCCAUCAAGCAGCUGUAUGAAGAUUUCAGGAAAAGGUUGCCCGAUGCCUCGUGUGGCAAAGAUUUGCGAUAUGCGCCACAGCGCUACGCAAGUGAGUCUGUGACUUUGCUACGCAUCGUGAUGUCCUUUCAGAGUAUCCUGGGCACACUAUCGUGUGUGCCAGACUUGCGAGGCAGCAGUUCGGAAGAAGGAGCUGCCUGCUUGCAGACUCUUCAGUGGCUGAACACCGAAAAAUGCCUGCAGCUCGCAAUGUUGGGCGACGCAGCGUUGGAAGUCCAGCGCCUCGUAGAGAUCGCUGACCAGAACGAAGAGGACAUCAUCGAGUUUCCAUUCCAUGUGCAGCAUUUCCGACAGGUUAUCAGCAAGCUGUUCCUUGAGGGCAUGUGUCUGCAGGUGCCUUGCUUGACCACGGUGAUGUUGCAGCAGCUGGAGUCCAAGAAAACGUUUCUGCUGCCACAGGGCAGAGCCGUUUCGCUUGGUGGUGACAUGGAAGAGCGGGUGAAGUCCUCAUGCCUUCGACGGAUGUCAACCUACGUCGCCCUGACAGAGAGGGUUCUCAAGGCAGAGUUCCCAAGCUACGAGAUCAUGGCUUGCUUCAAGGUGUUCAGCGUCAAGGACAUGGCCCGGUGCAAGCAGAUGUGCCAGAACGGCGAGCGAGCGCAAGCGCUCCAGAAGCUUGCCAAAGUAAUUGGUGUCAAUGCAGAUGCUUUACAACAUCAGUUCCAACAUCACGAGUCCCUGGCCAUCAAGCUAUGUCACGUGGGCGGCCUCAGUAGCUUCGAGGCGUGGAAGCAAGCCGUGCAGAAGAGGAAGUCGAACCCAGCAGAACUGAUUGCCGUGUUGGCUCGCAGUGGGGGCUGGUCAGCUUCGUCCAGCACUGUGGAGCGCGGAUUUGCGCACGCUAAGGCUUCGGCUGGUGAUGGCAAGAGCCAGGACGAGAACUUGGAUGACGAGCACGACUGCGUGGUCCUCGCUCAGGAUGUCAGGCCCAAGCUGUCCAGCACCACUGAGAAGGUUCUCAUUGGCGACGCAGCCGCAAUUUGGCGCUCGGUGUGCGGCCGCGCCCGGUCAAGCGGUCAGAGUCGUCAAAAACGGCCACAUUGCCAGAAGCGGGAGAGCGAAACGGGCUUUUUGCAAGCGCGGGCUGCAAUCGUGGACAAGACUGUCAGCGCAGAUCCAGGAGCAAUCGGCCGUCUUCCAAAGACAAUCACUUCCGUUGACGAGAUGUUGAACUCCUUGACGCCCGAGUUGCUGAGCGAGAUUAACUUCAACAACGGGAACGAGGCCAAAGCUCGUGUGGAGGCGUAUCUGCAAGGACAUCUCUUGCCCGAAGAGAUCACGCCCGAGCUUGUGGAUCAGUCCACCGUGCUCCUGCAGAAGAUUGCAAAGGCUCAACGCGAGCGCAACAGCAAGAACAACAACAUCAGGAGGCAAUCAGCACAAAUGAUCAUGCUACUGCUGCAGGUUCCGUGGGACUCGAACGUGAAGCUGUUUUCGACAAUUCCUGGCUACCGUGUACCAGUACAUGUCAGACAAGUGGCGAACAUGUCAGAGGCCGAACUCAUUGUCGUGCAGGACCCUGCGAAUGCAGCUGCCCAUCCUAAGUUCACUGCGGGCAUAAUGGGCGCCUCUCUCUGCACACCCGAGUAUGCAGACAGCAAAGCAUCCCGUGGAUCGUGCGUGGCCUUCCGCAGAGCUACCAGCAUCCACCGCAAUGUUUUCAUCACAGAUGCAUUUAUGGGGGAGAACUUGGCCAUUGCUCAGGAUUUGAUGCAGGCCUUCCGGAUCGACAAUUGCAAGUGA